UCAAACACAAGUUCAACAUAGAACACAGUUUUACAGCGACGUACGAUAUGAUUACCAAGAAACCAUUGAGUUCUUCGCUUCUCUCAUCACUAAUUUUCUUUCUUUUAGCAAUAUCAUGCCAUGCAUUCUCGAUUAGAGAAGCUAGCAUAAGUGAUCUCCAACUUGCUUUUAAGCAGAAGAAGCUCACCUCAAGGCAACUAGUCGAGUUCUACAUUGGAGAAACCCAUGGGCUCAAUUCAGUCCUUAAAGGGGUCAUAGAAAUAAACCCUGAUGCACUCUAUCAAGCUGAUAGAGCCGACUAUGAGCGGAGGGUUAGGGCACAAGGUGCUCUGGUGGGCUUGCAUGGCAUUCCUAUACUGCUAAAGGAUAACAUUGCCACCAAAGAUAAGCUGAACACAACAGCUGGCUCUUUUGCGCUGUUUCGAUCAGUUGUCCCUCGCGAUGCAGGGGUAGUGGCAAAGUUAAGGAAAUCUGGCGCUAUAAUUCUUGGAAAGGCUAGUUUGAGUGAGUGGGCUGCUUUCAGAUCACUUAAUGCACCUAAUGGUUUUAGUGCUAGAGGUGGCCAAGGAAAGAAUCCAUAUGUUCUAUCAGAUGAUCCUUGUGGAUCAAGUAGCGGGUCAGCAAUAUCGGUAGCAGCAAAUUUUGUAGCAGUAUCACUAGGGACUGAGACUGAUGGCUCCAUCUUAUGUCCAUCUAAUGCAAAUUCGGUGGUGGGCAUAAAACCAACAGUUGGUCUCACCAGCCGAGCUGGGGUUAUCCCAAUUUCUCCUAGACAGGACACUGUUGGGCCUAUCUGCAGGACUGUAUCGGAUGCUGUUAUCGUCCUUGAUGCCAUUGUAGGUGUUGAUUACAACGAUGGUGCAACCCAAGAAGCAUCAAAGUACAUCCCACACGGUGGCUACAAACAAUUUCUCAAGCCUUAUGGAUUGAAAGGGAAGAGACUUGGAAUAGUAAGGAAUCCAUUCUUGGGUUUUGCCAGUAAAGCAGAGAGUCAAGCUUUUGAGUAUCAUCUUCAAACACUAAGACAAGGAGGUUCAGUUAUAGUUGACCAUUUGGAAAUAGCCAACAUCAAUGCUAUCUUAAAUUCCACUGGGAGCGGUGAAGCAAUAGCAUUGCUAGCUGAGUUCAAAAUAUCCUUGAAUACAUACUUGAAAGAUCUGGUGGCUUCCCCAGUCAGAACCUUAGCCGAUGUUAUUGCAUUCAACCAAAAAUUUGCAGAUCUUGAAAAGAUCAACGAAUUUGGUCAAGACAUCUUUCUUCUAGCUCAAGCUACAAAUGGGAUCGGCAAAAUAGAGAAGGCAGCAUUAAUAAAUUUAGAGAAACUGACAAGAGAUGGAUUUCAGAAGUUGAUGAGGUAUUAUAAGCUAGAUGCCAUGGUCACACCUGGUGCAGGUUUUGCACCUGUUCUUGCAAUCGGAGGAUUCCCAGGGAUCAAUGUCCCCGCAGGAUAUGAUGAUAAGGGUGUGCCUUUUGGCAUAAACUUUGGAGGAUUGAAGGGUACAGAACCAAAGCUAAUUCAGAUUGCAUUUGGUUUUGAGCAGGCUACUAAAAUUAGAAAGCCUCCCACAUUCAAGGCUUGAAGCUUCAAAAGAAUGUCUUCUUUGAAAUUCCAAGUUUUAUAUUGCGUUGAUCAAUAAUUAUAGAUUUUUUUUUGGUCUUAGGGUUUGUUAUUUUGUAUCUGUUCUGUUGGCUUAAAGGUAUGACACUAGCCAAUUCUGUUUUGUAACAAAAAAAUAUGCAGUAACUUGGAUCCGAAAUCAAUUUAU
Messenger RNA from Populus euphratica (Euphrates poplar), 1766 nucleotides. RefSeq names its product putative amidase C869.01. NCBI's taxonomy places the organism in Eukaryota, Viridiplantae, Streptophyta, Magnoliopsida, Malpighiales, Salicaceae. The transcript is spliced from 5 exons. Bases 48 to 1580 code for a protein of 510 amino acids. The record is from RefSeq and is a predicted model, not a curated record.